AGUAAAAUAAGACUUUGCGACCUUUUGCGACUGCCCAUACAAUGGCGCACGUAUCGGAAAACGGCACUGAGAUGAAGAUGGCGGAGGGAGGCAAUGAUGCAGAGCUAUUCAAGGAGAAGGCGAAUAAGUACUUUAAAGAGAAAGACUAUGAAAAUGCUAUCAAGUACUACACAGAGGCCUUGGAGCUCAAUCCAUCCAAUGCCAUCUACUACAGCAACCGAAGCCUGGCAUACCUACGUACAGAGUGCUAUGGCUAUGCCCUGGCAGAUGCUACUAAGGCUCUGGAGAUAGACAAAAACUACAUUAAGGGAUAUUAUCGCCGUGCCACCUCCAACAUGGCACUGGGCAAGUUCAAGGCUGCACUUAAGGACUACGAGACAGUAGUAAGGGUUCGACCAAGUGACAAGGAUGCAAGGAUGAAGUACCAAGAAUGUAACAAGAUUGUGAAACAGAAGGCUUUUGAGAGAGCUAUCGCUAGUGAUGAGACAAAAAAAUCAGUUGUUGACUCUCUUGACAUUGAAAACAUGACAAUUGAAGAAGACUACGUAGGCCCCAAACUUGAAGAUGGUAUGGUCACAUUGAAAUUCAUGAAGGAGAUGAUGGAGUGGUUCAAAGACCAGAAGAAACUGCACAGAAAAUGUGCUUAUCAGAUUUUGGUGCAAGUUAAGGAUGCUUUAUCGAAACUGCCCAGUCUUGUUGAAAUCACAUUAAAAGAGACAGAAAAAAUAACUAUUUGUGGCGACACCCAUGGGCAAUACUAUGACCUACUCAACAUCUUCAAGUUGAAUGACUUACCCUCAGAGACCAACCCUUAUCUGUUCAAUGGUGACUUUGUGGAUCGUGGCUCUUUCUCUGUUGAGGUCAUUCUUACCCUCUUUGGCUUCAAGCUACUCUACCCUGAUAACUUCCACUUGCUUAGAGGUAACCAUGAGACAGACAACAUGAACCAGAUGUAUGGAUUUGAAGGGGAGGUCAAAGCCAAAUACACAGCCCAGAUGUUCCAGCUGUUUAGCGAGGUCUUCCAGUGGCUGCCUCUUGCACAGUGCAUCAACAAAAAAGUACUGGUUAUGCAUGGUGGACUGUUCAGUGAAGAUGGUGUCACAUUAGAGGACCUCAGGAAGAUUGACAGGAAUAGACAGCCUCCAGACUCAGGUCCCAUGUGUGACCUCCUCUGGUCAGAUCCACAGCCCCAGAAUGGCCGGUCAAUCAGCAAACGAGGAGUGAGUUGUCAGUUUGGGCCAGAUGUGACGGAGCGCUUCCUGGAGCAGAACAAGCUGGACUACAUUGUUCGUAGUCAUGAGGUCAAAGCUGAGGGCUACGAGGUCACUCACUCAGGGAAGUGCAUCACAGUGUUCUCAGCACCCAACUACUGUGAUCAGAUGGGGAACAAAGGAGCGUAUAUUCACCUCAGGGGAUCAGACCUCAAGCCAGAAUUUCACCAGUUCACUGCUGUGCCUCAUCCGAAUGUCAAGCCCAUGGCCUAUGCCAACACGCUAAUGCAGUUGGGGAUGAUGUAGGGGCCACUCUAAUCUGUCUGUGACAUUAACAUCCUCCCAUCUGACCGGAACCAUCCCGGCCAUAUCAGUCCCUCCAAUGCUUGGACAUGUUCUCAUCGAUGCUUAGCCUAAGGGAUCCUACUCCCUGACAAACUUCCGCUAGUUGUACACAGAAAACACGUUGUGUAGUUCAAAUGGGAAGACAACAGUUAAAACAACCCAGUCCAGAGCCAGGCACGUUUAUGUUAUUGGUUAAAACUGGAAAAUCCUCAGUUCCAUUGUCUGUUUUCACACUGAGUUAAGAAACCAGCCCUGAGAAUUUCAGAUGAGUCUCAUCGGAGUUGCUUGGGUUUUAAACAUUCAGUAUACUCAGCUGAUGGGAUCAAAAAGCUGGUAUGUACUGUACCAAAGAUCUGCAACGAAAAUGAUUGUUUUGUUUUCACAAGGAGCGUCUUGUGACUCUGAAACUUAGCAAUGUACUGUUGGCUUGUGUGCACAGUUUAGACUAUUGUAAACUGGGUUAAGAGCAGCAUGUUUAUCAGUGUUUCUCAAACCAUCCUACAGUAUGUUUAUUUUAUUUUAUUUUUUUACAGGAAUACAAAAUACAAUUACAUGUAUGAUGCCAGAUCUCCCAAAAGAGAUUGUCUCUGGGUACACUUUUAAAGGUGCUGUUUGCCAUUAGUGAUGUAGCUGGUAACAUUAUUUUGCACUGCUUCCUGUUGAGGAAGAUAAAGCUGCUCUUCAUGUUUUUAUCUUUGACUGUCAUCUUGCCACUCACCUGACAACUCCUACACAGUCUACAGCUAGCUUUUGUGUAAGGCAAACACUGAUGGCACUUGAUUACUGGUGAAUUAUGACCCCCAUAUUUGGAUUUCUUUAGUACACAAACGUCCAAAAUGCAAUCCUGUCUGGAAACGCACAGCUGUAUUGUUCAGUGGCCCCUCAACGUUUUAGAUAAAUACACUUAAGUGUAUGUGUGUAUAUAUAUACAUAUAUAUAUACUGUAUCAUUUAAAAAUUAUGUGUAAUGUU
This is a messenger RNA of Monopterus albus (swamp eel), 2527 nucleotides long. RefSeq names its product protein phosphatase 5, catalytic subunit (gene ppp5c). The transcript has 13 exons. Gene Ontology annotation, molecular function: protein binding; hydrolase activity. Lineage: Eukaryota; Metazoa; Chordata; Actinopteri; Synbranchiformes; Synbranchidae. Bases 42 to 1517 code for a protein of 491 amino acids. The record is from RefSeq and is a predicted model, not a curated record.